Molecule: messenger RNA, 1158 nt
Organism: Colletotrichum aenigma
Lineage: Eukaryota; Fungi; Ascomycota; Sordariomycetes; Glomerellales; Glomerellaceae
Gene: AGX1
Product: Alanine--glyoxylate aminotransferase 1
Exons: 4
Coding region: 1-1158 (385 amino acids)
Cellular component (GO): peroxisome
Molecular function (GO): L-alanine:glyoxylate transaminase activity; L-serine:pyruvate transaminase activity
Source: RefSeq, a predicted model, not a curated record
AUGUCUACUCAACCACCCCACCCCACGCUCCUCAUCCCUGGGCCCAUCGAGUUUGAUGAUGCUGUCCUGCAGUCCAUGAGCCACUACAGUGAGAGCCACGUCGGCCCUGGCUUCGUCAACACCUUCGGCGAGGCGUUGUCCAUGCUGCGCCAGCUCUUCCAGACUACCGAUUCCUCGUCGCAACCCUUCGUCAUCUCCGGCUCCGGCACCCUUGGCUGGGAUCUCGUCGCUGCCAACCUCGUCGAGGCCGGCGAGGACGUCCUCGUGCUAGCCACCGGCUACUUCAGCAAUGGCUUCACCGACUGUUUCAAGACCUACGGCGCCAACGUUACCGAGCUCAGAGCCCCCGUUGGCUCCCGCCCUCAGUUGCCCGAGAUCGAGAAGGCCCUGUCCGAGAAGAAGUACAAGGUUCUGACCGUCACCCACGUCGAUACCUCCACUGCUGUGCUCAGCGAGCUCAAGGACUUGGCUGCUGUCGUCAAGAAGGUGUCUCCCGAAACCCUCAUCAUCGUCGACGGUGUCUGCAGUGUCGGCGUUGAGGAAAUCAAGUUCGACGAAUGGAAGCUCGAUGGUGUCAUUACCGCUUCGCAGAAGGCCAUUGGCGUUCCCGCUGGUCUGUCGAUAUCCAUGUUCAGUGGCAAGGCGAUGCAGUCUUUCCAGAACCGCAAGACCCCGCCGGCGUCUUACUUUGCCUCCUUCAUGAACUGGACUCCUGUCAUGCAAAACUACGAGGCGAAGAAGCCUUCCUACUUUGCGACACCCUCUCCUCAACUGAUCCACGCUCUGCACACCGGUCUUACCCAGAUUCUCGCCAAGCCUCUGUCUGAGCGCUUCGCCAGGCACAAGGAGGUUUCCGACAAGGUCAAGAAGGCCGUCGCCGAUCUUGGACUGAAGCAGGUUGCCGCGAAGCCCGAAGACCAAGCCCAUGGCAUGACCGCCGUCUACCUCCCUGAGAGCGUCAAGGCUACUGAUAUUCUUCCCAGCUUGGCCAAGAAGGGUAUCGUGUUUGCCGGUGGUAUUCACAAGGAGAUUGCGCCCAAGUACAUUCGCUUUGGACACAUGGGCGUCAGCGUUACGGACCCCAACCGCAAGGACAUCGACAACGCCAUCAAGGCGCUGCAGGACAGCCUUUUCGAGGUUGGCUACCAGAAGCCGUAA